UGCCCGUGCCCUCGUCCAAGCCCCUCCCCAGUCGCAACGCCGCAGCGACGCCGUCCCUGUCCUCCUCGCUCAGCUGCCGCCUCUGGACGAGUGGCAGCUUCAAGGGCGGCCAAUCCCCGAUGUUUUCCGCCGUCGCUGGAGGGAGGCGGAAAGGCGUCGCCUUUGAGGCGGCGGAGCCGUCUUCCCCCAAGGUCACCUGCAUCGCCCAGGUGCUGGUCAAGGGCAAGAAAAAGGCCAAGGCCACGGCGUGGGGGAGCCGGAGGGUGGGGAGCUUUCGGAGGAAGGAGAACGUCGGCGGGGCGCGAGAGUGCUUCCGGAUCAAAUAUCAGAGGUGGGUGCAUCAGCUCUCGGUGAACAUCUGCCAGGUGCUGAGGGCAUUCGGGUACGAGUUCAAUUGCUUCUCCCCUUGUGGCCCAAGGUCCCUCUGUUCCUAUUCUUCGUCGAGAUCACGCGAACAAGGACAAGAAGCGGUCGAGUUCCUGCGGUGCAAUGUUCACGAGGUACUUGAUGGAGGUUCCAGGCAGCAAAGCCGGAAACAGACGAGAGGUCAUGGGCGUGGUAUUCCAAGGUAAA
This is a messenger RNA of Musa acuminata subsp. malaccensis (wild Malaysian banana), 573 nucleotides long. The record is from RefSeq and is a predicted model, not a curated record. NCBI's taxonomy places the organism in Eukaryota, Viridiplantae, Streptophyta, Magnoliopsida, Zingiberales, Musaceae.